UGGAAGGGAGGCAGGAAAGCCAGUUCCUGCAGUCCACAAUAUAUGUUUUAAUAAGAUUUUGAACUAGUUUGUUAUAGCACAUUAUUUUAAUAUAUUCUUUUAAAUGAAAAAAUGGAGCUGCUGUGCUACGAAGUGGAUACCAUCAGGAGAGCUCGUCCAGACCCAAAUCUACUGUACGAUGACCGGGUUUUGCAAAACUUGUUAAUCCUAGAAGAACGAUUUUUGCCUCAGGGUUCUUAUUUUAAGUGCAUGCAGAAAGACAUUCAACCUUUCAUGCGGAGGAUGGUUGCAACUUGGAUGCUAGAGGUAUGCGAGGAACAAAAAUGCGAAGAAGAAGUUUUUCCUUUGGCUAUGAACUAUUUGGAUAGAUUUUUAGCUGUGGUACCAAUCAAAAAACGUCAUCUACAGUUGUUGGGGGCAGUUUGCAUGUUCUUAGCAUCCAAAUUGAAAGAGACUUGUCCAUUGACGGCGGAGAAGCUUUGCAUCUAUACUGACAACUCUAUCAAACCAGAGGAGCUGCUGGACUGGGAGCUGGUUGUCUUAGGAAAAUUGAAGUGGAAUCUGGCAGCAGUGACUCCACACGACUUCAUUGAACACAUUGUCAGAAAGCUGCCCCUUCCCACAGAGAAGCUGCCUUUGAUUCGCAAGCACACACAGACGUUCAUUGCUCUCUGUGCCACAG
This is a messenger RNA of Polypterus senegalus (gray bichir), 682 nucleotides long. Its product is annotated as G1/S-specific cyclin-D2. The annotation marks the transcript as partial. Gene Ontology annotation, biological process: mitotic cell cycle phase transition; regulation of cyclin-dependent protein serine/threonine kinase activity; positive regulation of G1/S transition of mitotic cell cycle. Gene Ontology annotation, cellular component: cytoplasm; nucleus; cyclin-dependent protein kinase holoenzyme complex. NCBI's taxonomy places the organism in Eukaryota, Metazoa, Chordata, Cladistia, Polypteriformes, Polypteridae. The record is from RefSeq and is a predicted model, not a curated record. Gene Ontology annotation, molecular function: cyclin-dependent protein serine/threonine kinase regulator activity. The transcript has 3 exons.